Messenger RNA from Siniperca chuatsi (mandarin fish), 2696 nucleotides. It is a transcript of the gene sclt1, whose product is annotated as sodium channel and clathrin linker 1. Gene Ontology annotation, cellular component: centriole. Lineage: Eukaryota; Metazoa; Chordata; Actinopteri; Centrarchiformes; Sinipercidae. Bases 157 to 2136 code for a protein of 659 amino acids. Gene Ontology annotation, biological process: cilium assembly; clustering of voltage-gated sodium channels. The record is from RefSeq and is a predicted model, not a curated record. The transcript is spliced from 21 exons.
UACCAGACAAUACAUUUAUGUAACUCGAAAGCGUCACCUUUCUGUGAAAAUAUUUUGUGUUGCAUGUUAACCAUUUGUUUAAGAGAUCAAAAGAUUUAGUUAGCUGCCCCAGCUAACUCGAACUUCACCAGGUAACCCACAGACUACACCUUCAGCAUGGAAGCAGAAGUUGAGUUUUUGCGUGAUCAAGGUAAGGACAAAGCAGUCCACAGGUUAAAUUCUGUACUCAGCCAGUAUCAGUAUGGGCACCACACUCAAUCCACACCAUCUCAGGUUGAGGAGGCAAGACAGGCCGAGUCUCCUGCACCCUGGAUCUCAGAUCGAAGUGUAAUGGCUCCUCUCUUAUCGGAGUAUGAUCGGCACAUGGAUGAAAUGACUGAACAGCUGCAGAGAUACCAGGCGCUGAUGACAGACAUCAAAGUGAAGUUGGAGAGGGUUGUCAAGGAGAAUGAAAGGCUGCAUGCAGAGCUGAGGGAGUCUGUUGAGAAGCAACUUCAUGCCCUGCCGGUGCCUUCAGGAGUGGAGGGCAGCACUGUAGAGGAGGAAGCAGUCAUCAGAAACCUCCAAGAACAGGUCCAGCUGUCUGAACAGGAGCGGGUGCAGGCCAUGGAGCUGUGGCAGACAGCAGCCCAGGAGCUGGACCGCCUCCAGCAGGUCUACCAGAAGACCAUCUCUGAUGGACAGAUCCACGAUGCUCAGAGACUGCAGCUUAAGGAUCAGCUUGUUCAGUUCCAGCAGCACACACACAAACUUCAAGUGGCAAAUCAGAAACUGGAAUCGACUAACCAGCAGUUCCUGAAGACAGUGACAGAGCAGAGCACAGAGAUGGAGGAGCUACACAGCCAGCUCAGUCAGGCCAAGGCUGAGCUGAGGACUGCCACAUCCAAAGUGGAUGAGAUGACCAAAUUGCUGCAGAAUGUCCAGGACCAGAUGCAGAGACGGGAGGAAGAUGCGGCAGAAGCUCAGGGCCGAGAGGAUGCAGCAGACAGACGGCUCCAACAGCUUCAGGCAGCCUUGAGCCAGCUAGAGGCCAGACUAAAGGUUGCAACUCAGGAGGCAGAGGCAGUUCGCAGAGAUCAAACUGUGUGGGAGAGAAAGGUGGGGGAACUCCAGGCACGUUGCACCACCCUAGAAGAGGAGAAGUAUGAGGCCCUGGCCAAAGUCCGAGAGAGUGUUCAGGUGGCCGAGGAGGCCGCAUUGCAGAAGGACCAGGCCCUGUUAAGAGAGAAACAGAAGACAGAAGAGCUGGAGAAGACAAAGGAGGCCAUUAAACAGUUAAUCCAGGAUGCUGCAGUCCGCACCAGAAAAGAGGUGGAUAAUGUGCGCAAGCAGUGCAACCUUCAAAUCCACCGUAUGGCCGAGGAGCUGUCUGCACUGCAGCUGGAGUGUGCAGAUAAAGAGUCUCAGAUUGAAAGGUCCCUGCGAGAGAGAAAAGCUGUAGAGGAGGAGCUGGAGAAGGUGUAUAAGGAGGGCAGGGCAGAGCCAGAGUUCAAGAAGAUUGAUGCCCUUCACCAGAGGUGUCUAGAUGCAGAGAGGAUGAAGGAAGACAUGAGCCUCACUCUGCAAAGCACCCAGAACAAACUGAAAAAGAUGGAGAUGGACUACAGUGAGGAGCUGUCACGGUGCCAGGAGGAAGUGCGUCGGCUGCAGGGCUCUCUGGCUGCAGCCAGGGACGACUGUGUCAGCGUCAGCGAGGAGCGGCUCCAGCUGCAACAGGAGAACUUGCAGCUCCACAGGGAGAUGGAUGAGCUGCGCAAGGCCUCCCUGCUGGUCCAAAAGAAGGCCAAACAACAGGUGUCACAGAUGGAGCAGGAGUACAGCCUGAAGGAGCAGGGACUCGAUGCACGGGUGCGGGAACUGGAGGAAAGCAGCCGGAGCUCUAGCGCUGACCUGACGCGCCUUCUUACAGCACAGCAGAAAAGUACCCAGCGCUGGAAAGAAGAGGCCAAGAAACAGGUUCAGGCCUUCGAGACUAAAAUCACAGUCCUCAAAGCAGAGCUGAAUCGGCAGAAACAGCGUUCACACGAGCUAGAGCUGCAGCUUGAAACUGACCAUAAUACCGUUGCUGAGGACACUGUCUUCUACCUGACGGGAGAAGCUGCCCUUUGCUGUUCAGGCCUGUUCAGCUGCUGUUAGCCUCUGCAAGUGUCAGGCCUCCUUUGUAACAGUGUGCUCAGACAAGCAGCUCCAAAAAGACAAGAAGCAGGAGGCAGUUCACUGGAAACCUGCAACUUCAGUGUCAGAAGUGCCACGCAGCGUGACAAAGACAAUUAGGAAAAGUUUAACUUUAUGCAGUCCAUCCUAUGGACUUCAACAGAAUAUUUGUUGCAACUCUUUUUCAUACAUUUACUGCAUAAUUGCGAAAUAAUGAUUUUUUAGUUGGAAAUAAUAAUUUAGUUGACUAGAAUGAUGGGAUCUGGCACAGACAGACUGUGGGUCUUGUGCUCAGCCUUAGGGCCAGAGUACGUACGAUGACCUAAAACAAGUUGUGUUUGUUCAGUAGCAAAGGAGUGUUACUAACUAAUAAUGUGAGGAUUCACUCACAAUUUCUGCGUAUAUAAGAAUGCAGAACCCACAUCUACUAACGACAGACAGAAAAAAAGUAUGUCUGUGGUAAUGCACCAUAUGUUCCUUGGUACGUGUGCUUUGAAAACAAAAGCUUUAAUGCUGUGACUUUUGUGUGUUUUACUCCAUGU